This is a messenger RNA of Aphanomyces astaci, 2219 nucleotides long. RefSeq lists its product as hypothetical. The transcript has 7 exons. Lineage: Eukaryota; Oomycota; Saprolegniomycetes; Saprolegniales; Verrucalvaceae. The record is from RefSeq and is a predicted model, not a curated record. The coding region runs from base 1 to 1581 and encodes 526 amino acids.
AUGCCAGCUGGUGUAACGGCCAGGCUCUGCUCCCGAAGGGACACAUCAGGGGUCGUCAUGAAGAGUCUGGUGCAGCGAUUGUCGCCACGCAAAGCAUCGUUGUCGUCCAAGAGCGUCACGGGAGCCUUCACUUCUUUCCACGCGCACAUGGCAGCAGAGGACGACGAUGUCGGUGUCGAGUUGCUGCCUGACCGCGUCGUGGUGCAAAAGACUGGCGCAACCGCCGCACCACUGCGAGACCUCGUCUUUGCCGACAUCCGCGGUAUCGAAUGGAACUACCACGACGGAAGCGUCACCUUUCGCGAUGUCGCCGACGAUCUCCUCUUGGUCACUCUCGCGUCGACACUGUCCCACUUUGAAACGUGCUUGACCGCGGCCCUGGCAGAGGCAAAGCUGCCGCAGCUGCCCGCGACCACCUACGUCGGCGUGUUUGCCGGUUCCAAGCAGCCGCGCAUCCUCCAACAACUGCGUCCGUCGCUCAUGCCCCCCCAUCUUCGCCCCAAGAUACCCCUGUCCCUUCGUCGCGAACUUCUCUUGGCAGAUCGACCUCCGUCGUCCUCCCUGCCGCCGUGUCGGGACGCCGUGAGCCUCGAGUUUAUCCGACAUGGCACCAUGACGUUUUCCCACUACUCCUCCAAGCUGAUCUUGACCGAGAUGCAUCUAUCGAUCGUCCACGAGGGGGCUCCAGAGCGCAUCCUCCUCUACUCGUCAAUUGCAACCUGUGCCCCCAAUGCGGAUGGAACAGCGGUGGACUUUCACCUUUGCGACGUUGCACCUCCUAUAACGUUUCCCACCACUGACUCCAAGGUGUUAUGCCAUGCCGUGUGGUACUUUAUGAACCAGCAACUAGCUCCUCAUCCUUCUCCUCCAUCUUCCACGGCACCCGAAGCGUCCGUCAUCCAGUCAUCUCCUUCCCUGGGGGUAGUUCCAGCUUCCAUCUACGGCCGUCCGGUGUUCCCUAGCACCAACACCCCCUUCAAAAUCGACAUAACUUCAGGAGGACGGUCCUCCACCUUCUCGUGGCUAAAGCACCAAGGGCCUCUGUCCAAGACUGCCAGCGAAGGCUUUCACUUGACACAAUCGUGGAAAAAGAAGCACGCGAUGCUGCACGACUCGCCCCUGGGCGCGUGGUUGAGCUACACCGAGUCUUCUUGGUCGACUGACACGAGCCCAAUAAGGAAGGCCGAGGCGUCAUCCAAGCGGAUCGACCUCGCGUCCGUGCUGUGCAUCCGCCCGCAGUCGGCGCUUCCGGACGCGCCGCCGUUUGCGUUUGACAUCGUCACACUGUAUCGCACAUGGAGCUUCUGUGCGUCCGACGAAUCAGACCAUGCCACGUGGCUGCACAUCUUGGGCGUGUUUGUCGAUCGCGCCGCGGCGCUGGUGCCGGACGCGCCCUUGUCCUGCGAUGUCAAGGUGGUGGUGCAGAAUGGGGUGAACGACCCCCCCACUGGGGGCUGCAGCCUCGGGAACGCCACGCUGACGAUUGCCAGCGACGGCGUGCGUCUGACCAGCGCCACCACCAGUGGGGGCGACGACGCCAACUCGAAAAUGGACUGGUAUUACACCGACAUUCACAAGUAGGACCAUCGUGUCUAUAUAUAUGUAUACAUACUUCGAAGUAUAUAUAUAUAUAUAUAGAUGGUCGCUGGUGCUGCAACCGCAGGCGUCACUGUUCUUGAGCUGCUUUAUGGACUCAAGUUGCUCCAAAGUGGGCGAAUUCGUGCUGCAGACCAAGAACGCCGCGGCCAUGUGCCAGGCCAUCGAGUUUCACGUCGCGAAAUGUCUCGUCAAGGUGGACGUGCUGUAUGAAGCAGCUACAACCCUCUGCUACACUCCUCAAGCUACAGUCAUGCACAACCCCAUGGAGCACUACAAGGCGGAAAUGGACGAGGAACCUUGCUUCCUCCAGCCAUCUCUUCCUUUGCCGCCUGCUUUGACGUCGGACGGCGAGUUGGUCCGCCCACCGCCGCCGCCGCCGCCGUACACAUCCGCCUUCCACGCCUCGGUUCAAACUGUGACGUUGUCUCCGCUUCUCCCACCCAUUCAAUCGUUUCGCCGCGUGUCCGUCGUUCGUUGACGACAUGUGCGCGCCAAGAGCAGCUUUGAAACCCCAAGAUUAUGAAAUCCCAACAUAUGCAUUAUAAACCAAUCGUGCCGUAACUUGAUUGUGCGCAUUGCUAUAUCAUGAAUUUGCUAUAAAUAUUCCCAAUUCUGCGCGA